Gilbertella persicaria is the source of this 4839-nucleotide messenger RNA. RefSeq names its product P-loop containing nucleoside triphosphate hydrolase protein. The coding region runs from base 1 to 4839 and encodes 1612 amino acids. Gene Ontology annotation, cellular component: cell periphery; cell septum; myosin complex. The transcript has 3 exons. NCBI's taxonomy places the organism in Eukaryota, Fungi, Mucoromycota, Mucoromycetes, Mucorales, Choanephoraceae. Gene Ontology annotation, molecular function: cytoskeletal motor activity; ATP binding; chitin synthase activity. The record is from RefSeq and is a predicted model, not a curated record.
AUGCAAGAAGAGUCACGUACAGACCUUGCCUCUCUCUACUCUGGUGGUACUCCGCCGACAGAGGGAGCUAUUUCCAAUCUAUUGGCAAAUAGAUACAAGCGCAAUCUACCAUAUACCCAGUUGGGAUACUCAAAUCUCGUAGUCAUCAACCCUUACCAACCACUAGAAAUCCUCAACGAUGCCACACUUCAAUCAUACGCCCAAACAGGAUACAAAGAUUUGUCUGAACAAAAGCCCUUUUUGCAGCCACACAUUUAUGAAUUAGCCACCCGAGUUUAUUUUCAUAUGCGACGUACAGGAGAAGAUCAAAGUAUUGUCUUGAGCGGCAUCACAGGGUCUGGUAAAAGCACAACUCGAACACAUUUCCUUUCUGAACUUCUACAUUUAUCCACACAUAACAAAAAGGAAACUAAACUAAGCUCACAAGUCCAGAACGCCCUUGUUAUCAUUGAAGCCUUUGGUCAUGCUCGUACCACACAAAAUGCUUCAGCUUCUAAGUUUGGCAUGUUUCAAGAAAUUCAAUUUAAUGAGCGGGGCCGUAUUCUGGGCACAAAGACACUCACCUAUCAGUUUGACAAAUCGCGCGUCACUCAAGUACCACCCAACGAACGAACAUUCCACGUCUUUUACUCUCUUUUGGCAGGAACAACCAUUGACGAAAGAACUGCAUUACACAUCAAUUUCAAGCCUGAGUAUUUUAAUUAUCUUGCUCAAUCUGGAUGUAUUACGGCACCCAAUUGGAAUGAUGAGAUUCAAUUCAGUGAACUAAAAAGUGCUCUGAAGGCAUGUGGAUUCAAGGCCAAGAAUGUCACUCAAAUCUUCCAAUUGCUUGCUGCCAUCCUUCAUCUUGGUAACUUGCAAUUUACCGAAAACACAGAUACUUUGGCACAAGAAGCUUGUGUGGUAAAGAAUACUGAUGUCUUGGAUAUUGUUGCUGUUAUGUUGGGUGUAUCUCCUUCUAAAUUAGAAACAUGUUUGACUUAUAAACUCAAGCUCAUCGGUAAAGAAGUCUGUACUGUCUUUUUGAACCCUCAAACAGCUGCUGAACAACGUGACGAUCUUGCUCGAGCUCUCUAUAACGUCUUGUUUUUGUGGAUUGUUGAAACAAUCAAUCGAAAGAUUUGUUAUUCUGGCGCAGAAGAACCAGCUAAUGUUGUUGGCAUCAUGGAUCAAUUUGGUUUCCAAAACUUCCCUACAAACAGCUUUCAAGAAUUUUGUGUCAACUUGGCUAAUGAACGUAUACACCAAUUCUUGGUCAAUGAACACUUCAACAAUGAUUAUGGCUUGAAUGCUACCAUGACCCGUGAUGGUGUUCCUUUGCCUUCCCUUAUGAUUCCUGAUAAUUCUGGAUGCUUAGAACUGUUGCUUGGUAAAGACAAGAACCAAUUGAUUGAAGACGUUAGCAACAAGAAGGAAGUCAACAAGUCUUCUUCUUUAGGGUUGGGCGGUAUGGUUGGCUUGAUGGAUCGUGAUACAGCUAAGCUUCAAGCUGGUGCCUCUGAUGCUAGUAAUGCUAAUCUUUUGGCUUCUUUACAACGUCAAUACUCCAACCACGCUUCACUUUCUCGUGGUGCCAAUGCCUAUGCUUUUGGUAUCAACCAUUACUCUGGCACAGUUCAAUACUCUGUCGACAUGUUUUUAGAAAAAAAUUUGGACGAUCUGUCGCCUGAUUUUGUCAACAUGUUAAGAGACAGCAGCUCUAAUGCCUUUUUGUCUUCAUUGUUUGAAGGUACUUUGAUGGCAACUGAAUCCCAUCCCAAGGAUAUGCGUACUAUUGUCAAGGCACAACUUUCCAGUAAACCCACGCGUGGUCCUUCCAUGAGAAGAAGAACAACAAAGCGUAGACCCAAUGCUGACAAAUCAGCCAACAAUCCUCCUUUACCUGAAAUUGGCGGUGCCAGCAAAGAAGAUGAAGAGUUAGCUAAACAAAUCAAACAAGCAGAAGAAGCUUACGAAAACAUGCAACAAAUGACUGUGCUUGAUCAACUAUAUGUCACAUUGCGAGAUAUCACUUUUUCAAUGCAAGACACUAAGAUAUAUAACGUUAUUCACAUUCGACCUAACGAUAUUCAAGCACCUGAAUAUGAUCAUAGCCGUGUCAAAUCGCAAAUACAUGCCUUCUUGAUUCCAGAUUUGGUUGUGCGUAGUCAAUUUGAAUAUGCAAACUAUUAUACUUUUGGUGAAUUCCUCAUGCGAUACGAAUCAUUCAUUGCUUCAUUACAACUUCAGGAUGCUUCGCUUUCAGAUAAAGAAAAAAUCGAACGUGCCUUAGCCAUCAUGAACUGGAAUGCUUCAAGUGUUUUUGUGGGUCAUGAAAUGGUAUGGCUGAAAUAUGAGAUUUGGAAAGAGCUAGAAGAUGGAUUACGUUUGGCCGAAAAAGAAGAAAGAGCUCGUACAAAAGCAACUGAUUUUGAAGCUAGUAAUAUUGAUUCCAAAGGCAUGAGUCAGACAGGAAGUUAUCCAGCACAGGGUCAAUAUCUCUUAUCUGAUAAUUACAACUACGGUGAUGACGAAAUGCGUCAACAUUUAGCUCAUCCUGGUGGACAUGGUUACGAAGACAACAUCAGUUUUAAUUAUAGCGAAGACAAGCGAGAAGUCGAUGGAAGUCAAUGGGGUGAAGAAUCUGAAUGGGGUAUCAACGGUCUCUCUGAGGGAUUCGGUCCUAAUAUGGAUAUGAGUAAAAUGAUUGAAGACAUUCAAGCACCCAAAUUCGAAAAUGUUGAGGAAGUGCCUAUUACUGCUACUCGUCGAUGGUGGGUUCGCUUUGUCUGGCUCUGUACAUUCUGGAUUCCUUCAUUCUUACUCAGUUGGAUUGGUAAGAUGAAGCGUUCUGAUAUUCAAAUGGCCUGGCGUGAAAAAGUCACUAUUUGUAUGGUUAUUGCCUUCCUCUCUGCUAUUGUAUUGUUCUUGAUUGUUGGUCUUGGUGAAGUUGUAUGUCCUGGUACUAAAUACAUGUACUCUACAAGCGAUGUUUCUGCUCAUAAUGUUGAGAAUGACAAUUACAUGAGUAUUCGUGGUAAUGUAUAUGAUAUGACCAAAUUUGCAAAGUCCAAGCAUGGUUCUUCUGGCUACACUGCUACUGAAGACGAAAUGACUACAUUGGCUGGUUAUGAUGUUUCUUCUUCUAUUCCUCCUCCAUUGACUGUUGCUUGUUCUGGACUUGUUACCACCUCCACUGUCAAGUUGAUUGCUAAUACAACGGUCAUUCCUCAAUCUUCCUUUGUUCAUUACUCUGGUGAUCAAUUGGCUAUUUCUACCUUGACAGACAUGUCAAAUGCCUACUGGUACUGGCAAACAUUCUUGCCAAAGAUUCAAGACUACAGAAAGGGUUCUCUUGUGCAUCUGAUAUCCGAUUUGAAGGCUGAUGCUGAUGGUUGGGGCCGUAAUGUGUUGGCUAUAAAUGGCAAAGUAUAUGACAUUCAAGAUUACACCAAUACAGUUUCUAUUUAUGGUAGCACUAAUGCAGAAUACAGCUUUUUGAACGAAGUAGUCACCGAUUUCUUCAACAACUAUAGAGGAACAGAUGCUACUGAAGCAUGGAACACAUACAAAAACAAAAUGACAAGUGAAGAACAAGAUAUGAACAUGGCUUGUCUGGACAAUUACUUUAUGAUUGGUCAAGUUGAUGAACGAAAGACAGCCCGUUGUAUGUUUACCAACUAUCUCUUGCUUGUCUUGGCUUGUUUCAUGGUGAGUGUUACUGUAGUCAAGUUUUUGGCCGCUUUGCAAUUUGGUAGUGCUCCUACACCUGAAGAUCAUGAUAAGUUUGUCAUCUGUCAGGUUCCCUGUUAUACGGAAGAUGAACAGUCUUUAAGAAGAACCAUUGACUCUCUCACUACACUUAAAUACGACGACAAGCGUAAAUUACUCUUUUUGAUUGCUGAUGGUAUGGUCAUGGGUAGUGGUAACGACCGCCCCACUCCUCGUAUUGUGCUUGAUAUUCUUGGUUAUGACACCAAAAUCGAUCCUGAACCUCUCAUGUUCAAGUCAAUUGGCGAAGGUUCUAAACAACUCAACUAUGGUAAAGUCUAUUCUGGUCUGUAUGAAUGCGAAGGCCAUGUUGUUCCCUAUAUCGUAGUUGCCAAGGUCGGUAAAGCUUCUGAAAGAGCCAAACCUGGUAACCGUGGUAAGCGUGAUUCUCAAAUGAUUUUGAUGAACUUUUUGAACCGUGUUCAUUUUGACUCUGAAAUGACACCUUUGGAACUUGAAAUGUACCAUCAAAUCAAGAAUGUGAUUGGUGUAAACCCCAGCUUUUAUGAAUACAUUCUCAUGGUGGAUUCCGAUACAGAAGUAAUGGAUUACUCGCUCAAUUAUUUGAUUUCUUCUAUGCUUCAUGAUGGUCGUGUUAUUGCUAUUUGUGGUGAAACAGCUUUAGCAAAUGAAAAUCAAUCAUGGACUACUAUGAUUCAAGUUUACGAAUACUAUAUCUCUCACUAUUUGUCCAAGGCUUUUGAAUCUCUGUUUGGCUCAGUUACUUGUUUGCCUGGUUGUUUCUGUAUGUACCGCAUUCGUACACCCGUCAAGAAUGAACCACUUAUUAUUUCACCUCAUGUCGUCCAUGACUAUUCUGAAAAUCAUGUUGACACAUUACACAAGAAAAACUUGCUUUCUCUUGGUGAAGAUCGUUACUUGACUACCUUAAUGAUGAAAUACUUUCCUCAAUACAAGAUGAAAUUCACACCUUAUGCUAUGUGUAAGACAGUCGCCCCGACAAGUGGCGUGUGCUUCUUUCUCAACGUCGUCGUUGGAUUAACUCUACAAUUCACAACUUGUGUGAAGUUGUCAUGUUGCCUGACCUCUGUGGCUUCUGUUGUUUCUCUAUGCGUUUUGUUGUGUUGA